Messenger RNA from Telopea speciosissima, 1638 nucleotides. RefSeq lists its product as uncharacterized. Gene Ontology annotation, molecular function: zinc ion binding; nucleic acid binding. The transcript has 3 exons. NCBI's taxonomy places the organism in Eukaryota, Viridiplantae, Streptophyta, Magnoliopsida, Proteales, Proteaceae. The coding region runs from base 1 to 1638 and encodes 545 amino acids. The record is from RefSeq and is a predicted model, not a curated record.
AUGGGUGAAGAACUGAAGGAUUCUGUUGCUAUUAAAAAGAUUUUGAGAUCUUUACCAAGACUUUACAAUGCCAAGGUCUCUGCAAUUGAAGAGUCAAAGGAUUUGAACAAGCUGAGCCUAGAUGAGCUACAUGGGACUCUAACUGCCUAUGAGAUGAGAAUGGUUGAUCCUGCAAUCAAAGAGAAGGAAACAGCCUUCAAGGCUAUGAGAAAGAUGAAGAUUGAUGAAGACAAUAUUGAAGAAGAAGAUUCUGAUGAUGAACUGAUUGCCUAUCUUGCCAGAAGACUCAAAAAGGACAAUAACAAAUUCAAAGGAAAGUUGCCUCUAAGAUGCUUCGACUGUGGUCAGCCAGGACACUUUGCCUCCAAGUGUCCAAAGAAGAAUCAAGAUUCUGACUCUGAUGAUGAAGAUGCAGGGGAAAGCAAAUACAAGAAAGGGAAGAAGAAAUUUGUUCCCAAAAAGAAUAACUACAAGAAAAAGGGCUUGAUUUCAAAGAAGAAAGCCUCCUCUGAUGAAUCAUCUGAAGAAGAUCAAUCAAAUACUAAAUAUUCUGAAACCUUGUUUGUGGCCUUCAAGGAGAAAAACAGUAAAGGAAAUGAUGGUGAAGUGGAUAUAACAGAGGAGCAGUUUGAUUUAGAAGCCAAGCUAUUUGGAGCUCUAUCUAAUCUGAAAGUUGCUCUACAAAAGUGCAAUUCUCUACACAACCAGUUAAAAGAGAAGGAGAAAAUUGUAGAGGAACUGAAGGCCACAAUGGAGGAACUGAAAGAUUUCAAUAACAUCAGCCUUAAUCUUGAGACAAAGACAAAGAAUGUGAGGAACUUGAAAGAACCAAAAUCAAUCAUUACAAGCACAAAGGAUACAAUUACAGACAAAGAAGAUGCACAAACUGAGGGGGAGUUUGAAAAGACCUUUACAACAAAUGUAACUCAAAGGUUCAAACCUCAUUUCUUAGGCUACUAUGAGAUCUGUGGUGCUUAUGGGCACAGGACAAGGAAUUGUCAAUUUAAUGAAGCUGAAAAAGGCAAGGCCAAGGUGGAUGAACCAGAAUCAUCAUCUGGGAAGCAAAUCCAGACUAAAAAACAGCAGAAGUCCAAGAACAACAAGGGUAUAAAAAGAGAGUUGGCAAUGAAGGCUUUAAAUCUGAUUGUAGAAUGUAAGAAGAGGACCAAGUCUACUAAUACAGUUACUUUCAAUAGGUUUGCUUCAUUGGCUGAAGAAGAGGAAGUUGUGUGCUACAGGUGUCAAAGGACAGGUCAUAUAGCUGUGGGGUGUAGGGCUGUCCUACCAUCACAAAGACAAACUGAAAGAGGACAAAAACAAAAUGCUCAAGCAGAGUCAAAGCAAAGAAAAGCAAGAGAGCCUAUCAUUGUUGUUGAAAAAGCCGUGUGGGUAGAGAAGAAAAAGGAGAGCAGUGCUGAAGGUGACAAGGCACUUGUAGUGCAGGCUGCUUUCAAAGCUAAUGCGAAGACCAAGCCAUGGAUCUUAGAUAGUGGAUGUAGCAACCACAUGUCUGGAGACAAAGGCAGAUUUCUAAAACUGAAAUCUAUUGAUGGUGGCAAUGUGAGGUUUGGAAAUAAUGGAGGAGCGAAGAUUGAAGGCAAAGGCACAGUUAAGUUGAACAGUGGAAAGAUUGAGUGA